CCCGCUUAAAAGGAUGUUUUAAGCAAUCCGCGUCUUCCGCCUGCCCCCACAAGCAAUAACUGACCUACAUCUCUCGCACGAGACUGGCCUGCGCAGGAGCAGGCAAUUAAAGACGACUGAUGUUCUAUUCUAGGAAACCAUCCCCAUCCCAUCCGUCUUCCCGGGUAAUGGGAAUCGGCCACAGAAGUUAAUUAUUAGAGUGAGCACACGGGAGACAACACGCGGGGGAAAGUUCCCUGCCUCGGGAAUUCAUUAACUUACUAGCGAGCAUCGCCCUCUUCACCAAGGCAUUCUCAACCUCCCGCGGACUGGUCGCUACGCGGUUCGUUCACCAGCCGGCCAUCACCGUUUUCGUUGACGACAUCACCUUGGGGUUGUGCAUGGACCACCUUAACCACCCCAACCACACUACUCCUGCGGCACGAGAAGGCCACCUCAAGCGAGUUCAGAUCUGCUCAUGGCUCGGCUACUUGCGCCGGGUGGCCUUUCCGCCAUUCCAACAUUCCACCAUGGCUUCGAAGCCACGUUUUUCACCACUUGUCACAUCGGCCUGUCCAACUUGUGGCUGGGUUCCUCGAAUUCACUACGCACUCACAACCCCGCACCCAUUACCACUGAUCAUAAAGAGUUAG
Podospora bellae-mahoneyi is the source of this 632-nucleotide messenger RNA. RefSeq lists its product as uncharacterized. The coding region runs from base 381 to 632 and encodes 83 amino acids. The transcript has 2 exons. The record is from RefSeq and is a predicted model, not a curated record. NCBI's taxonomy places the organism in Eukaryota, Fungi, Ascomycota, Sordariomycetes, Sordariales, Podosporaceae.